This is a messenger RNA of Nymphaea colorata (pocket water lily), 739 nucleotides long. Its product is annotated as 60S ribosomal protein L36-2-like. Gene Ontology annotation, cellular component: ribosome; cytosolic large ribosomal subunit. The record is from RefSeq and is a predicted model, not a curated record. Lineage: Eukaryota; Viridiplantae; Streptophyta; Magnoliopsida; Nymphaeales; Nymphaeaceae. The coding region runs from base 145 to 477 and encodes 110 amino acids. Gene Ontology annotation, molecular function: structural constituent of ribosome. Gene Ontology annotation, biological process: cytoplasmic translation. The transcript is spliced from 4 exons.
UGUCUAUAUUUGUAAUUUGCCUUCCCGCGCGGCACCCGCCGUAUAACUACGUCUAGGGUUAGGGUUUUGGUUUUUCUUCUCCGUCCGUGUUGGUGAGCUUCAGGGCUGCUCGAUCUCUGGCGGUUCAGUUGGCGGGAGGUGGAGAUGGCCCCGUCGCAGCCGAAAUCAGGGCUCUUUGUCGGGUUGAACAGAGGUCAUGUAGUGACGAAGCGUGAAUUGGCUAAACGCCCAUCGGAUAGAAAAGGGAAAAGUAGCAAAAGGACACAUUUCGUCCGGAACCUUAUCAGGGAGGUUGCUGGAUUUGCCCCCUAUGAGAAGAGGAUAACUGAGCUUCUUAAGGUUGGGAAGGACAAGCGUGCUUUGAAGGUGGCAAAAAGAAAGCUGGGCACCCACAAAAGAGCCAAGAAGAAGCGUGAGGAGAUGUCUAGUGUUCUCCGCAAGAUGAGGUCUGCUGGUGGUGGUGAGAAGAAGAAGUAAACAGUUCAGAUGUUGUGUGUCAAGCGAACUGGGUUAACGCAGUUUUGCAGUUAGCAGUUGCAGAAAACAAUUUUCUUCUUUCGUUUUCUGAUGCUUGUAGUUUCAGCUGGUCAUGAGUGGCGUACAAAGAAAUUUAUCUGGUUUGUUUCAAAUGACAAUUUCUUUUGCCCGCAUUCUGCUUUUCACGCGGCUAAAUGUUGAACGUGAACAUGAUUUGAAGCGGAGUAAGCAAUAGUGCAAAUCAUCGGCAGAUUUCUGUUUC